AUGGAUUCCACCUCCUCGCCAUCUCCUCGCACUCCCCUCUCCAUUUUCCCGGCUCCAACUUCUCAGACCUCGACGACAGGCACGACGUCGAGCGUUUCGCAUGUGGUCUACAGUUUAUCCAGCCCCCUGACUCGCCGCAAUGACGCUCUCCUCGUAAAGUCCGAGCCGUCGGUUCGACUUCCCAGCUAUGACAGCAUUGUCAGCGGGGCAUCAGCCCAUCAGGUUGAUGGAAGCGAGAGUGGAACUUCUUUUGAGAGCAUGCAACCUCAUUUUGAGCCGGCGAGAAACAGCAUUGCCUCAGGUAUGCUGUUUACUCUCUUUGAAUUUUGGUCAUAUGUUGCCUAG
Molecule: messenger RNA, 345 nt
Organism: Dibothriocephalus latus
Lineage: Eukaryota; Metazoa; Platyhelminthes; Cestoda; Diphyllobothriidea; Diphyllobothriidae
Source: the annotation of a GenBank genome assembly